UGAAUGCGGCUGCAGAAGGAGCCAGCAUACUUAUGCGCCUGACACGGAUACUGUUCUGUCUUUACAGGAGGGAGAGAAACACAAGCUUGCUUUUCUCCAGUGUGACACCCCCCUCCCCCUUCCAUUUCUUCGACCUGGAUAUUUUUUCUGAGGAGAGGAUUACUUUAAAAAUAUCAAUUUGUUUUGUUUUGUUCUUUUUUUUCUUUCUUUCUUCAUUUGGACCUAUGGAAGAGAGAGAAUGUGCGGACUUUCGAGCUCCUCACUUGCACCACAGCGGACUAAAGGCUGAAUAACUGCAUUAUUCAUUUUUACGCACCGGUUUCUCCUGUCCUCACUUGUCUCUCUUGUUUCUCUGCGCUUUUCUUUCUUUUUUUUCCAUCCGGAAACGGAGCUUCAAUACUCCUCUUUUCACAGAAAAAAAAAAAAAAACAACAACAAAAAAAUCAAAAAACAAACGAACAACAAAAUCCAAAACUGAUUUCCUCCCUGGAUAAGACUGACAUAAUCGCUUCUCCCUUCACCUGCAAACAAAGUGAAGAGAAAACCAACAGUUUUUGCGCAAGGACUGGGUUUAUGCUGCACGCAUGGAGAAUAAUCUAGUGAGAACUGCCUAAUGGGAGCAUUCUGGCCGCCUUUGCCCUCCGGAGCGUUAUUCCCGUGCGCAACUUCGCAGGAAACAAACCAGCAUUUAUUCACUGGAUCUUCGGGGGGUUGCUGAGCCGAGCUGAAGCCAGACGCACAGUGCUAGCCAUCAUCAUCAUCUCUCUUCCCCAUUUUCUACUCAUUUCUCUUUCUUUCUCUCGAUCAGCCCUCCCCCCCUCCUUUAAAAAAGAGAAGAAAAAAAAAACUCCAAGAACGAUGGAGUUAUUCCACCGCAUUGGUGUCUGCCUUGCGCCCUUUUUCACGCCUUGGAGUCACCGGACGCGCCGUCAAGAUCUCUGAAAGCUAUCUGCCUCUGCCCAACCCCCCCCACCCCCAUCUGCCUUCUUCUACCUCUCUCCUGCUCUCGCUCCAUCUCCUCUGUACCCAAAUGAACGCUUUCCCAUGGAGGUAGUACAACCACCUUGGGGACCGAACGACCAGAGGGGUGAUUUUUCCAAGCAAGAGGAGCCCGUCAGCAAGAGACGCAUCGGGUGAAAUCGGACCUCCCUCCUUCUUCGCCUCUCUUCUUCCUCCUCUGUUUCUCCAUCUCCACCUCGCACCUCCACCUUUCCAGUUUUCCUUGGCUCGUGUUAACUCUCCAGAAGCCUACAUGGGGAUAUAGACGGCUGAUAUAAACCUUGUUGCGCCCCUAUAACUGUCGGCUUCAGCUGGGAGGACUGUUUUGCACGGCUCCAUCCAUGUCUCACCAAUGCUGCCCCGUGUCUCCAGAGGGAGCCGCAUUCAUUACCACUACAGCUUUGGGUUACUAAAUGGUUUUCUGGGGGAGGAUUUAUAACCGGCGAAAUGCUGCUCGUACUCCUGCUGGCAGCCUUUUCUUCUUCUAUCUCCGGCUCUCUCGCCUCCUCCCUCUCCUCCCCCUCAAUGUUGGAUGGACCCCCGAUGGCAGACCCGUCCGCCCCAGACUUGCUGGCCGAGACCUGUGUCGCUUGUUCCUGCAUGUCCGUGGAAAACGUGCUGUACGUCAACUGCGAGAAGAUCACCGUCUAUCGACCCACGCAGCUCAUCCCUCCGGCCUCAUCACUCUACCACCUGAACUUCCAGAACAACUUUUUAAUCAUUCUCUACCCAAACUCGUUCCUCAACUUCACCCAUGCUGUGUCACUGCACCUGGGGAACAAUAAACUGCAGAACAUCGAAGGUGGAGCCUUCAUGGGGAUGAGUGCAUUGAAACAGCUGCACCUGAACAAUAAUGAGUUAAAGGUGCUGCGAGCUGACACUUUCCAAGGCAUAGAAAACCUGGAAUACCUUCAGGCUGACUACAACUUAAUAAAGUACAUUGAGAAGGGAGCUUUUAACAAACUGCAUAAGCUAAAAGUGCUGAUCCUUAAUGAUAAUCUCAUACAGGCACUUCCUGAUAACAUAUUUCGCUUUGCCUCGCUCACGCAUCUGGAUAUAAGGGGAAACAGGAUUCAGAAACUUCCUUAUUUGGGGGUUCUGGAGCACAUUGGGCGCAUUGUAGAGCUGCAGCUGGAUGACAACCCUUGGAACUGUACCUGUGAUUUAGCACCUCUCAAAGCGUGGCUUGAAAACAUGCCCUAUAAUAUUUUUAUUGGCGAGGCCAUAUGUGAAACACCAAGUGACUUGUAUGGGAGGCUGCUGAAAGAAACCAACAAACAGGAACUUUGUCCCAUGGGAACAGGAAGUGAAUUCGAUGUUAAGAUGCCACCUGCACAGACUGAAAAUGGGCCCUCCAAAAUGCCCCCAACUACUGUGGUUCCCAUUGCCACAAAAGCGCCAAAAACCACAGACUCAUCUAAGAUUUACAGUAAUGGUAUGGUGGUUGGUUUACCCCCAACUGGGAGAAAGAUUGUUUCCAUUCAGGUCCCUCCGUUGUGUCCAGAGCCCUGUAGCUGUAAAGCUCACCCUUCUGACUUCGGCAUUAGCGUCAGCUGCCAGGAGAGAAAUAUUAAAAAUCUAGGAGAUCUCAUUCCCAAACCACCAAAUGCCAAGAAGCUUCACCUGAGUGGAAAUUACAUUUCUGAUAUCAGUUCAACUGAUUUCCAGGGUUUUGAGGGGUUAGAUCUGUUGCAUCUUGGCAGCAAUCAAAUUGUCACAGUUCAGAAAGGUGUGUUUGCUAAUCUCACUAACCUGAGAAGACUGUAUUUGAAUGGAAACCUGCUUGAACAGUUACACCCAGAGAUGUUUUUGGGCCUCACAAACCUACAGUACCUAUAUUUGGAAUACAAUGCCAUAAAGGAAAUCUUAGCAGGUACAUUUGAUUCCAUGCCGAACCUUCAACUCCUGUAUCUCAACAACAAUGUUCUGCGGAGUCUCCCUGCUUAUGUGUUUGCGGGUGUCCCUUUAGCCAGACUGAAUCUGAAAAACAACCACUUCAUGACCCUGCCAGUGAGUGGUGUCUUGGACCAGCUGCGGUCAUUGACCCAAAUAGACCUGGAAGGGAACCCGUGGGAGUGCUCCUGCGAUCUGGUUGCCCUCAAACUCUGGCUGCAGAAGCUAAGUGAUGGAGUGGCUGCCAAAGAGGUGAAAUGUGCCUCCCCCGUGCAGUUCGCCAACAUUGAGCUGCGCCUCUUAAAAAAUGAGAUACUGUGUCCUAGGAUGGCGAGGCCGCCAUUUAUUCAGACCGGUGCCACCCCUAUUUUGACGUCAGUGUCACCUGCUGGUGUUGGCAAAGCACCACCGGGAGGGCCUGUGCCUCUCUCAAUUAUGAUCCUUAGCAUCCUUGUAGUGCUGAUUCUGACUGUGUUUGUGGCCUUCUGCCUUUUAGUCUUUGUCCUGAGGCGGAAUAAAAAACCAGUGGGCAGGCAGGAGGGGCUGGGGAAUCAGGAGUGCGGCUCAAUGUCUUUGCAGCUUCGCCGCCACAGCCACAAAUCCGGCAAAAAAGGCUCUAUCCCGGGCGAUGACUUGGGAGGUGAGACGUUCAUCCCUCAAACUAUUGAGCACAUUGGCAAGAGCCACACCUGCGGGAUCGGUCGCUCCUCAGACAUGGAUGCCGGCUUCAAAUUUGCAGACUCACAGAGGCAGAAGAUCAUCCUGCGGAACAGCGCAGACAAGGAUAAAGACACGCUUUCCACCCUGGAGCGCAACAAACGUCUCAGCACGAUUGACGAACUCGAGGAGUUUCUCCCCAACCGAGAGCCCAGCAUGUUCAUCCAUAACUUCCUGGACAGCAAAAGAGAUUUCAACAGUAUAGGGAUGGGCGGAUAUGAAAUCCGCUACCCAGAGAAAACACUGGAUAAAAAGAUGAAGAAGUCAUCACUGAUAGGCGGGAACCAUAGUAAGAUCGUUGUGGAGCAGAGGAAAAGUGAGUAUUACGAGCUGAAAGCCAAGCUCCAAGGAACGCCUGAUUACCUGCAGGUGCUCGAGGAGCAGACUGCACUGAGUAAAAUGUAGGGUUUGUUGUGUUUGAGCUUGUGCAUUGAUUACACACACUUAUAAACUAUGAAGUCAGACACAUACAGGCAGACAGACAGCCAAACACAUCUGCCUUUCUCUGGCCCUUUGUCCCUCUCUAGACACACAUACACACACACACACACACACACACACACACACACACACACACACACACACACACACACACACACACACACACACACACACACACACACAUCAUUCAAACCUUCAGAUCUCUCACCCUCUGCCUUCAUUUCUCUCUCUGCAGCCACACACACACACACACAAAGCAAAAAAAGUGCCUUCUGGAAAUCCUUAAUGACCACUGCAGAGAUGGACAAAAUGGCUCCACACUACAAGGCUAUUACUAGAAUAAGCGUGGAUGUAUUUCACAGUGAGAGACCUUCUGGAUUAUCCAUGCCACUACAUGUAUGAAUCCUGCAAUCAUACCACAGGACACCCUAAAAAAAAGCAACCAGACAUAGUAUUUUUUGCUGCUAUUGAAAUGGGU
Archocentrus centrarchus (flier cichlid) is the source of this 4528-nucleotide messenger RNA. RefSeq names its product SLIT and NTRK-like family, member 4 (gene slitrk4). The transcript has 2 exons. Gene Ontology annotation, molecular function: protein binding. The record is from RefSeq and is a predicted model, not a curated record. Gene Ontology annotation, cellular component: glutamatergic synapse. Gene Ontology annotation, biological process: axonogenesis; positive regulation of synapse assembly. NCBI's taxonomy places the organism in Eukaryota, Metazoa, Chordata, Actinopteri, Cichliformes, Cichlidae. The coding region runs from base 1447 to 4014 and encodes 855 amino acids.